UAAGAAAGCUAUCCUCUGAUGCUGGAGGUGCAUUUUAUCAGCUUUAGACAACUGGUAUCUUGUGGUGUCAAUGCUGCAGAAAUCAUGUUUGCCUCACUAAUCACUAUAACAAUCAUCAUGAAAAGGCUAUGCUUUUUAAAAAUUAAUCUACAACGUCAAUAUUACACUAUUCAGGAAAUUAAAUUAAAAAGGUGAAUCAAUCAAAAUUAAUCUAACUAUGUUAUCCAUUCUCCUACUGUACACAAUACACCAUCAUACAUAAUCAUAGCAUUUGCAAUACAACUUCUCCCAAAACAAAACAAAAAAAAAAAUCAUUUAUAAUACACGAGUAGAAUUUAUAAGCAAUGCGCUUUGCUGAGUUUACUCCAUAAUAAGAUUCGGCGGAUCUCCCAAAAACACCAACUCAGCUCAUCGAAUUUGUUUUCUUCAUCUCGACUGCUUAAGCUUUCAUUGCACCCACACAUAAUCAAACACAACAAUUAAGUAAAACAAUCAACACAUUUCAUCAAAUUACAUAAUCAUCACAUCUACGAUCUCAAAAAUAGCAACCAAGAAUCGCAAAAACUUAACUAUUUCACCAACAAACAAAAUAUAUGCAUUCUAUUCAGACAAAUAAGGAUAAAAAUCAUAAUUCAUGGCAGUCAUUUAAAUGAAAAAAAAUUAAAAAAAUCUAUAAAUACCAAAGCAGACAAAAAUGCAGAAGAAGGAGAGGCAGAUAAUAGAAAUGGAAACUAAAAUGAACAAAUGAAAAGAAAAUCAGUUGAAUUUUAAGGGAAAAGCCCGCUGAUCCAUCAUCGGCAAGCUCCGGCGGCAGGCAGUCUUCAUCGCAGUAGAAGCAGAGAAAAGAUGACGACGGGGAUGGGAGGACGGAAGACGGAGCCACCAGCAGCCAACAAGGGAGGGCGGCGUCCGAUCUCCGAUAGCCCCCAAAUUCCCGGCGCCGCCCCCUCAGCGCCCCCACUGCUCAGAUAAGAUCAAGUAGGUUGUGCCCUUGCUGCACUACUACCCUCCAUUAUAUAGAUAGCCUAGAUUUCCCAAUUACACGUCAUCGUCUCUGUGUGGAUUUCCUUAAACACCCCUUUAUAUUCUUCUUAUUACUACACAACCGAAUCAUCCGCGGGGGCGUGUACAUGCCCAGAAAACCCUAACCCUACUCCCCCAACUACAUUUGGCCAAACCUACUCUCUCUCUCUCUCUCCUCUCUCUCAGGUUUCCCGUACACUGGAUAUGCUCCUUCUGUUUUUUUAAAAGCUUGAUUGGAUAGCAAAACAUCAUUUUUCAAUAAGGUUGUCAAUUAUGGCAGAGCCCUCAAAAGUCAUUCAUGUUCGUAAUGUGGGUCAUGAAAUUUCUGAGAAUGACUUGCUGCAGCUGUUCCAGCCAUUUGGAGUCAUCACCAAACUUGUGAUGCUUCGAGCCAAGAAUCAGGCCCUCCUCCAAAUGCAAGAUGUUCCUUCAGCAGUAAAUGCAUUGCAGUUUUACAGUAAUGUCCAACCGAGCAUAAGGGGAAGAAAUGUUUAUGUCCAAUUCUCGUCACACCAGGAGCUAACAAUUAUGGAUCAAAAUUCGCAAGCACGAGGAGACGAGCCUAACCGAAUCCUCUUAGUUACGAUACAUCACAUGCUAUACCCUAUUACUGUGGAAGUGCUGCAUCAAGUUUUUUCUCCCCAUGGAUUUGUAGAGAAGAUCGUCACAUUUCAGAAGUCGGCUGGUUUUCAAGCUCUAAUACAGUAUCAAUCACAUCAAAGUGCAAUCUCAGCAAGGAACUCUCUUCAGGGACGAAAUAUAUAUGAUGGUUGCUGUCAGUUAGACAUCCAGUUCUCAAACCUUGAUGAGUUGCAAGUGAAUUAUAAUAAUGAGCGUUCUAGGGAUUUCACUAACCCUUCCUUGCCUUCGGAACAAAAGGGCAAGUCCUCUCAACCUGGAUAUGGAGAUGCAAGCAUGUAUCCCCAUGCAGUGGGAUUUACACAGUUGGGCAAUGCUGCGGCAAUUGCUGCUGCCUUUGGAGGGGGUCUGCCACCCGGUAUAAGCGGUACAAAUGAUCGGUGCACAGUUCUUGUAUCUAAUCUGAAUCCUGAUAGAAUAGACGAGGAUAAGCUGUUUAAUUUGUUCUCGAUAUAUGGGAACAUUGUUAGAAUCAAACUUCUCCGAAACAAACCUGACCAUGCAUUGGUACAAAUGGGUGAUGGUUUUCAGGCUGAACUGGCAGUUCACUUUUUGAAGGGGGCUAUGUUGUUCGGGAAGCGCUUGGAGGUGAAUUUUUCAAAGCAUCCAAACAUUACAACUGGAGCUGAUACCCAUGAGUACUCCAACUCAAAUCUCAAUCGUUUCAAUCGCAAUGCAGCCAAAAAUUACAGGUAUUGUUGCUCACCAACAAAAAUGAUCCACAUCUCAACUCUCCCCCAGGAUGUAACUGAAGAAGAAAUAGUAAAUCACUUGGAAGAUCAUGGAACAAUUGCUAGUACAAAACUGUUUGAGAUGAACGGAAAGAAGCAGGCUCUUGUCCUUUUUGAAAAUGAGGAGCAGGCUACAGAAGCUCUUGUGUGCAAGCAUGCUACAUCCCUUGGCGGUUCAACCAUUCGAAUUUCCUUCUCUCAGUUGCAAACCAUUUGAGAGACUUUAUUGCAAAUUAGAGAUGGACCCAUAGACUGUGCAGGAGAGAACUCAAAUGGAGUUCACUUUUGAGUACAGCGAACUGGGAGCGGAGCUCAUCGCAUCAUAAAAUUGAGAAUAUUGCACCACCCCUUCCCUUCCCUUCCCUUCCCUCCCCUCUCUUGUUUCCUUUCUUGUUUCUCUUACUGAAUCACAACUUUCUGGGAUUUUAUAAUGGACCGGAGACAAUAAAUUUGUAGUGAUUUUGCA
Molecule: messenger RNA, 2859 nt
Organism: Salvia miltiorrhiza (redroot sage)
Lineage: Eukaryota; Viridiplantae; Streptophyta; Magnoliopsida; Lamiales; Lamiaceae
Product: polypyrimidine tract-binding protein homolog 3
Exons: 17
Coding region: 1297-2610 (437 amino acids)
Biological process (GO): regulation of RNA splicing
Cellular component (GO): nucleus
Molecular function (GO): mRNA binding
Source: RefSeq, a predicted model, not a curated record